AUAGUAAAGAUUCCUGUCGUCGGCCGAAGAAAGAAAAAAAAAGAAAAAAACGCCGGACCGGAAGUGUUGUUUCCUCCGCUGUUGACGGAACAGCUCACGGUGAACAGAGGGAGCGGAGGCUGGAGAACAGACACCGACGACAGGUUCAUCACCGGAGCAUCACACGGUUAAACAGUUUUUUCUCUCUCUAAUCUCAGGACAUGUCUGUCAGGAUGGAAAUGGAUCUCAGUGGCGUUUCCCGGACACACGUCUCCAUUUGUCCUGCGGCUGAGAUCAAAGCCACGCUGAAACCAGAAGCAGAGAGACCUCGCUGCUCCAGCACGCCGUGUUCCCCCAUCAAAGCUGGGUACCAGAUCCUGCACAUGGACUCCAACUAUCUGGUGGGCUUCACCACCGGCGAGGAGUUGCUCAAACUCGCCCACAAGUGGUCCGAAGGUCCCCCGGAGAAGAGUCCAGUAUCAGAGGCGGUGCCCGGCCCCGUCCAGAGCGCUGUCCCCAAGUCUGCGGACCUGGGCGUCCACCGCUCAUCGAGAAUCUUCAAAGCCAAAAAUCGCUACUAUCAACCGUACGACAUCCCCGCCGCUAACGGGCGGAGGCGGCGGCGUAUGCCAAGCUCGAGUGAACCUGCCAGGAGCCUGCACAGCCCACUGCCACUCUGUCUGCUCAAAGGAAAAGGCGCCCAGUCCAAGUCUCUGGAUUACCUUAAUCUGGACAAAAUCAGCAUCAAAGAGUCGUCGGACACUGAGGUGUUACAGUACCAGCUGCAGCACCUGACCCUGCGAGGAGAGCGCGUGUUUCCCAGAAACAAGACAUGAAACGCACUGGACGGCCUCUUUUUUUGUGUUUUUUUUGUUGAUUUCUUGGUUGUUGUUUUUUCAGGCGUCCCUCGCCCUGUGAGGUUUUAGGUGCUAUUUCCAGCUCGGUUUCUUUGUACUCAGAUUAUAAAGCAGUUCUUAACGAAGACAGUCUCAUAAUCCAGUUAAAUGAUUAACUGCCGGGGUUUUUAACCUCGUGCCGUACAGGUGACGUCGUGAGGGAAAUCACUUAAAUCAGUCCUCACAAUGAAACGAGGCCCUGAACGCCUCGUUUCCACGCAGGUCUGCGUCUGUUCAGAUGUUUAUUUAUAGUUCUUCAGGAGGAGCCAGUGACUGUACAUUCAUAUCACAUAGUUCAUAAAAGCAUUAAAGUCAUGUUUUAUGGCUGACUUCUUGCCAUUGGGCUGUUGCUGCUGUUAGCAUUCCCCUCUUUUUCCUUUUUUUAGUUGGGGGUGUUCCAGUUGUAGUCAGAAGUUGGAAUUUCCGAGUUGAGGGGGCGUUCCAGUUGAAGGGAAGUCAGAUUGCAGACAUUUUGGACACAAACUCACAAACCCUGACAUAGGAAUGAUUCCAAGAUAGCUGUCGCUUUGGUCUUAUUUGUUUUACGUUAAGUCAGAUUUGUUUUACGAUAAGUCAGUCAGACACAUAUAAAAUGUUUUUUUAGUCGUGGACAUGUUGCUCCACUAUUUCUAUUUGCAAAAUACCAUGUAGAGUGUUGUUACGACUACUAACAGUGACUAGCCUGAGAUACGUUAGUAUUUGCGACUAACCAACUUUGGACGUGUUGCUAAACCACUUGCAUGUACAAAUUAACGUGUACAGCGCUUGUUAUCUUCUUUUAUUGCUAAAAAAGGCUAACCUGAGUUUUUUUUUUUCAACUGGAACGCAAUGAAGUCAGCGGUGACAUCUCUUACAGUUCCGACUUUCAGGUGUAAACCAGAUACAAGUAGGAACUUUCCAUUAGAGCGCCCCCUGAAGUUGUAUUUUCAGCUCUUUAUGCGACAAAUUUAAGAUGGCUGCUACGAUGAACUGUCCCACCGGUGUCUGUGGACAUGUUGCUAAGGUGUCUUCAUUUUUAAAAUGGACUAGAUUAGCUUGAAAGUUAGCAAACCUAGCUAUAAUGAUAACAUUAACACACUCUUUGUCACAGGAAGUUAGCUGAAAAACAAG
Messenger RNA from Solea senegalensis (Senegalese sole), 1985 nucleotides. It is a transcript of the gene macir, whose product is annotated as macrophage immunometabolism regulator. Lineage: Eukaryota; Metazoa; Chordata; Actinopteri; Pleuronectiformes; Soleidae. Gene Ontology annotation, biological process: negative regulation of cytokine production involved in inflammatory response; negative regulation of fibroblast migration. The record is from RefSeq and is a predicted model, not a curated record. The coding region runs from base 201 to 815 and encodes 204 amino acids. The transcript has 2 exons.